GGCCCCAGGAAAAUUUUCCCUCAAUAUAAACCCUAAUGACUUUCACUCUGUUACACACACAUUUGAGCAUAAUUUAGAAAAAUCUAGAAAAAAUGAGUCCUCUCCGUGUUUCACUUUUAUUUCUCCUGGGAUUGUUUUCAGGAUGCCAGGCGGCGAAUCCUUCUUGUCAGACGGUGUACCAGGAAGGAAUGUCAAAAUGCUUCAGCGAUAUUUUCCAGAAGCCGUCGGAUAAUGUAAUUGCUGUUCUGAUAGAAGACCGUCAAAACCCGGAGAUCGAAGAUACAAUUUGCAGCAACAAAGCGAAGAUUGUGUCGUGCGUGGAUGGCAUGACCGCAGAAGUUUCCAAGAGACCAGCCUGUAAAGAUCCAAUGUCCAAGAUCGGAAUAGCUUAUUUCACUACCGGUUUCACAAACAAGAUGGCUACUCUGUGUGGUAAAGGGACACAGCCAAAAUCGAUUAACCAUUAAAUCAUGGAACAUAUAAGCUUCGAGAAGAAAUGGAACAACCGAAAUUGUCGUUACCAAAACCAUCUAAUACACGCCCGAAUUACUUUCUAUUUUGACGUUCCCUAGUUUCACAGGUUCAACUUACACCCAAGCUUUUGUUUGUUUUGAUCAUUUUUUUUAAACAAUCAUUAAAAGGAUACUUUUAUUUCUAAAA
Ostrea edulis (European flat oyster) is the source of this 660-nucleotide messenger RNA. RefSeq lists its product as uncharacterized. The transcript has 5 exons. Bases 93 to 467 code for a protein of 124 amino acids. NCBI's taxonomy places the organism in Eukaryota, Metazoa, Mollusca, Bivalvia, Ostreida, Ostreidae. The record is from RefSeq and is a predicted model, not a curated record.